Spirodela intermedia is the source of this 708-nucleotide messenger RNA. The record is from the annotation of a GenBank genome assembly. Lineage: Eukaryota; Viridiplantae; Streptophyta; Magnoliopsida; Alismatales; Araceae.
AUGGGUUGUCGAGUCAUCUCCGGUGGCUAUCACUCGACAGAGCGGAAAAACGGUGACUUGCGGCUCUCCGACGGCUGUCACCUGACAGAGAGGAGCUGGAUGGAGGUGGGGUGCGUGUUAGGGAGCUUCAUCCUCAGGUCCGCACAACAAGAGGAGGCUCUUCAUCGCAUCUGGUAUGCUCUUAGGAGGUGGCGACUCAUCUCUUGGCGGAUCGUCCUCUUUCCGACGACGGCUUAUUUGUCAAUCAAUUGGAGAUGUUUUACUCAAUGGUUUCGCGAUCCUUUUAUCGCGAAUCGUUCAGCAAUUUUAGUAGCAAUGCUUCGCGAAUCAUGUUAACGAGAUUUUCGCCGAUGAUCUAGCGAUUCUCGUUGCUUAAUCCUUUACCGGUGAUUUGCAGGAAAGUCACGAUAAUUAGAUAAAAAUAUAUAAAUUUUGACUCUAGGAGGAUUCGAACCCAUGCUGGUUGCCCCGCCUCUUCUGAGGAAGGUGAUGGGUUUAAUCCCACAUCAGUUGUGUGCUGAAUAUUCGAGCGUAUAAAUAGUAAUGUAACAUUUGUAAGCAAAGUCCAUCUCACGCGUGUACGACCACUCCUUUCCCCAUAGCCGGCUGGCCACCAGUGACGUGGAAGGGGAGUGGCGCACAUGUGCCCCAUCAAUCCAAGCAAAGCCAAGCCGCUCGAGCUCCUGCUCGUGGCUACUCUCCGACUGA